This is a messenger RNA of Daldinia decipiens, 1146 nucleotides long. RefSeq lists its product as uncharacterized. The transcript has 2 exons. Lineage: Eukaryota; Fungi; Ascomycota; Sordariomycetes; Xylariales; Hypoxylaceae. The record is from RefSeq and is a predicted model, not a curated record. Bases 394 to 918 code for a protein of 174 amino acids.
ACACCUUGCGCCAACCUACAUAACUCAAAAUAAUUGUAACCUCUUGGGAAGAAAUUCGGUUGCAUACCUACCUAGAUAUUCUCUCUCUCGUCUCGUGUGAUGCAUUCUCAAGCAUAGCGCUGCGAGGUCGACACCGCACGAUACCAAUCAAUCCGAUGGAUCUUAAAUGAAAUCGCCAUCUUCCAUCACCCCUCGGUGCCACAAAGAUUCUCCGCUCUCUGGGCGUCGCACUUGGCGUACGAAUAUUUUGUCAACAACAGCUGAUCAUUUAAACGCCAAUUCCAAAUCUUCCACCUACGGUACUACGCUCAGUCCAACUUAUAAUUAACUAGAGCCCCGAACCGAAGCAGCUUCUGAUCUAAGUCACACGACACGCUCAAAUAGGACCCGAAAAUGGACCCAGACGACAGCAGCUCGGGCAAUAUAUUCGCGACAUACCCGUUUUCUUGGGUACUUGUCCCAAUCAUCAUAUUCGUCGGUGUCGGAACGCUCCUCAUGUGCUACCGUUAUCGCCGCCGAAGGAAGCUCCGCAUGUUAUACGGCACCAGCGCUUUAGAACGGGAUUUAGAAGCCAUGGGCAAUCGUUCAAGACCGAGGGCACCAGCCGAGCGGCGGACAAGAGGAGGGAGACGUGGACUAGGAUCGAACUUGGGCAGUCGAGAGGAAGGUCUAAAUGAGCUGGGUGAAGCGCCACCAGCCUACACCCCCGCACAAAAACGAUCUGAUAACACAGACGACGUAGAAUUAAGUCCCUUGCAACCAUCGCCGGGUGCUAUAGCCACGGACGGGCCCGGUACCAGCAGACCACCAACAUACGAAGAAUUACACCAAGGGGCGGAUCAGACUCAAUCUAUAACGCCCACUGCGGCAUCCAACAUACCGGAACCGCCCCCGAGAGCGGUCUUACCUCCGCAUUGACCCUACGAUUAAAGAACGGAAGGCUUAGAAGGGAUAUUAUUUCUGUGUAGGACAACGGAGUUUGGGGCAUUACAUGUGCUGCCUGGGUUAUCUAACGAAAUUAUUGCGAUUGUUCAAAGAGAUAUAUUAGACGGCAACUCAUCACGUUGGUAUGCCCGGUUGUAUAGAAUAGGGACAUCUGGGUGGUUCGUCCUUGUUGAGAAGGGUCGGAAUCUAAUUGAUGUCUAC